Molecule: messenger RNA, 1918 nt
Organism: Zea mays
Lineage: Eukaryota; Viridiplantae; Streptophyta; Magnoliopsida; Poales; Poaceae
Exons: 6
Coding region: 159-1571 (470 amino acids)
Source: RefSeq, a predicted model, not a curated record
GGGAGGGCCCACACUAGCAGCGUCGCGUCUCUUUCUCUUCUAACGUUCAAAUAUUCAAACGAGGAGCGGAUGGACAGAGGGGACGGAGGCUGGAUGAGGCACUAGACCACUAGUGCACUACGGAAACGCGAGAGAAGAGGCAGACGGCGGCGGCGGCCAUGGAUUUCCACUCCCUCUCCCGGCGAGAACUUCAGGCGCUCUGCAAGAGCAACGGCAUCCGUGCCAACAUGUCCAACGCGGCCAUGGCGGAAGCGCUUAGGUGCCUCCCCGCGGUGGACAGGAUCGACGAGAUCGGGAGCACGGCGCCACCGCCGGUAUCGGCGAUGAAGGAACAGACGCCGGAUGCGGAAGAGGCGGUCGGAGGGGAGCAGGAGCACGGGUGCCCGCUCCCUCGCGGCGGCCGUGCACGGGGGAAGAGAAGGAAGGCCGGGGCACGGAAGAGUAAGACGGAGGGGGAUGAGGAGGAGGUGAUGGUGCCGGGCCCACAGACCUUGCCGGGACCCAAGAUGACGGUGGCACGGGAGGCUGCUGCGGCACCUGUGGAUGAUGCGGAAGAGGCGGCCGUAGGAAUUAGGACGAGAAGGUCAGCGAGAUCCAAGGUGAAGGUCGCGCUGGAUCAGAAAGAGGAGGACGUACAAGCGGCGGCAGCCCGGAAGGAGCAGAAAGUUUCAGAUAAGAGCUGCGAGGAUUCAGAAGAGCAUGCAAUAGUAGUAGGUGUGGUGGAGGAAGAAGAGGUCAGAAAGCCACAGGAAGGUCAAAACGUGACGAGGAGAGCCGCGCCAUAUAAGACACAUGAGGAUUUGCAGCCGGAUCAGAGGACGGCGGAAGAGUUGUCCAUGGCAAAGAAAAGGACGAGAAGGUCCACAAGAUCCAAGGUAGCAGCGGCAGCACAGAAGGGGCAGAAAGCUGAUUCUUCUGACACAACCGUUGGACCUGAAAUUGAUCCUAAAUAUGAUGAAGUUGUUCCCAAGGUGGAGGAGGCCACAAAACCACAGGAAGGCAAGAAUGUCACUAAGAGGGCUACAGCUUAUAUUUACAAGGCACACGAGGAGGUGCAGACAGGCCAGGUGACAGCGGCACCCGAAGCUACGGCAGAAGAAGUGGCCACGACAAAGAGAAGGAGGAGGAGGUCAACAAGAUCCAAGGUGGGGGCGGCAGCACGGAAGGCUCAGAAAGAAUGUGCGGCUGAUACUUCUGAUGCAGUCAACGGGUCUACAGUAAGUGAUGAUCCUAAGGAAGAGCAAGUGGUUGAGGUGAUAGAGGAAGGGACAACAAAGCACAAUGAAGAAGAACGAGAGCAAAUUAACAACGUUCGGCAGUUUGCUUCCUUGCCAAAACUGGAGGACUCACCAAUCCUUGGCAUCGUGUCCAAGCCCAAUACAGCAGAUGCUUCAGACAAGGCACCGGUUGCACAUCAGGAGGCUAGCAAGGAAGAUCGUUUCACUUUCACUGGUGAGGCUGAUGUGUCCAAUCUUCUUGUCAACACACUUGACAGAUUUGCAAAGCCUGUGUAUGAGUCCAGAGUCAAAGAGGAGAAGAAAUGCAGUGAGUGUUGGUGGAUGCUUCUAUAAUUUACAAGAGGUGUAGGACCAGGUCCAGUCAGAACUGCCAAAAGUAUCAAAUUACAUGAGAUCAUGUAAUGUGUGGGUCAAAAACUCUAGAAUCAGGAUUGGAGAGAUGGUUUAAGACACGAAUCUAAGCAAAGAAAAGGAAAAGGAAAGAAUCCUGAGAGUGUAAACAGAUGGUUUAUACUGGAGCAUGAGGCAGACAUGUAAGGCCACUGUGGACACCACCUCCGGCAUGGUUUACAUGAUAUUAAUUGACACCACCUCCGGCAUGGUCUUCGCCAUGAGGUCUGACAUUGUUUUGAAUGAAGUGGACAGUUUGUCUAGCUAAUUAAAAGUAAAAUUUUCUUGAA